UUUAUCGAGCAUAACCUAAUAGCCAACGUUUAUUUAUUUUCAUAUAUUCGUUGUAUUUAUAAAUAUUUAUUAAUUUAUAUAAAAAUAUAUAUAAUUUUAGUGGUAUACUACGACAUUCAAUAAUAAUUAUCAUCAAAUUUAAAUUUAAGACAUCUUAUUAAUUAAUUAGAAAUGGAUAAACAAGAAUUCAAAUUGGAUGCUGGUUGUGAAUUACGAUUUGAAGUGAAACAUAAAAAAGAAAAAGUAUAUUUGAAAUUAAAAAGCGGAUUUGCUGAAAUAUUUGGUACCGAAUUAGUCAACAGAGAGGAUUCAUAUGAGUUCGGUUAUGGAGCUCAGAUAGCUGUAUUUACUUAUCAUGGAUGCGUAGUAGAAUUAACCGGGAAAGCUGUGGGAGUUCAUGUUGCCAAUGAAACUCCGAUGUACUUUUACUUGAACGCUCAUUUGGCUCUAGAAGCAAUGAGGGAGGAAACUAAAAAGAAAGAUCUAGCUGAAGCCAGUGGUCGCGAAGAAGCCAGAAAGAAAGAAGGAGAUGAAGCUAAAAACAAAGAAGGAGCUGAACAAAACAAUAUACGUGGACCAAUAGUCAUGAUUGUUGGCCCUAAAAACGUUGGUAAAUCAACACUCUGCCGCAUUUUACUAAAUUACGCCGUCAGAUCAGGAAGGAGUCCAAUAUUCGUAGACCUGGACGUCGAUCAAGGUCAGAUAACCAUACCAGGAAAUAUCGGAGCUCUUACAGUUCAAAGAUUUGCUGACGUAGUGGAGGGAUUCAGUAAAAAAGGUUCGCUAGCUCUACAUUUUGGUCACAAAACUCCUGAAAGCAACACGACACUCUACAAUCGUCUGGUAUCCCGUUUAGCUGACAUAUGUUUUGAUCGAAUGAAAGAAAAGAGAAAGGACAAUAUAUCAGGAAUAAUUAUCAACACGUGUGGAUGGGUUCCUGAUGAAGGUCACAAGCUUCUAACUCACGCUGCGCGAGCUUUUGAAGUCGACGCAGUUCUUGUAUUAGACAAAGAUCGACUACGCAGUGAUCUGAAGGUUGAUCUGCCCCCAUUUGUUAAAGUUGUCCUGCUACCAAAGAGCGGUGGAGUUGUUGAGACCAGCGAAUCGCAAAGACCUGAAAUAAGAGACCAACGAAUACGCGAGUACUACUACGGUAUUGGUAAAACAGUAUUGUCUCCGCAUCCUAUAAUCAUUAAAUGGAAUCAAGUUACAAUAUAUAAGAUUGGGACUGCAGUAGUUCCUGAUUCUUGUGUGCCACUGGGUACUAAGCCUGAAGACAAUUUGACUAAAUUAGUUACCGUUACUCCAGAACCCAAUUGGCUACAUCAUAUUUUGUCGGUGUCGUAUGCUAAAACACGUGAAGAAGUUCUGUACAAAAACAUUGCUUCGUUUCUUUGCGUUACCGAGGUCGACAUGGUGCAACAAACCCUGCGCGUUUUGUCUCCGGUUUUGGGACCUUUGGCUGGUAAUAUAUUUCUGUUGUCGGAAAUUCAGUUUAUGGAUAAUUAUUAAGUUUUUUAUGAAGACUGUAUAUAUUUUAUAUGUAUAUAACUAUACUUGUUGUAUAAAAUUAAAUGAAGAUUAAAAUUUUUUACUAUAAUA
Messenger RNA from Microplitis demolitor, 1602 nucleotides. RefSeq names its product protein CLP1 homolog. The record is from RefSeq and is a predicted model, not a curated record. Bases 172 to 1512 code for a protein of 446 amino acids. The transcript is spliced from 2 exons. Lineage: Eukaryota; Metazoa; Arthropoda; Insecta; Hymenoptera; Braconidae. Gene Ontology annotation, biological process: tRNA splicing, via endonucleolytic cleavage and ligation. Gene Ontology annotation, molecular function: polynucleotide 5'-hydroxyl-kinase activity. Gene Ontology annotation, cellular component: nucleus; mRNA cleavage factor complex.